AGAUGUGAGCUGUGUCCCCACAAGGAUGGAGCCCUGAAACGCACUGACAACGGGGGCUGGGCCCAUGUCGUCUGUGCUCUGUACAUCCCAGAGGUGCAGUUUGCCAACGUGCUCACCAUGGAGCCAAUCGUCCUCCAGUACGUCCCCCACGAUCGCUUCAACAAGACCUGCUACAUCUGUGAGGAGCAGGGCAGGGAGAGCAAAGCUGCCUCUGGAGCUUGCAUGGCCUGUAACCGCCACGGCUGUCGCCAAGCAUUCCAUGUCACCUGUGCCCAGAUGGCAGGUCUCCUGUGUGAAGAAGAAGUCCUAGAAGUCGACAAUGUCAAAUAUUGUGGCUACUGCAAGUACCACUUCAAUAAAAUGAAGACCUCACGGCACUCCGGAGGGAGCUCCUUCAUCGCUGGGAGAAGGAGUCGCUCCACAUCCCCUACCCAGGAGAAACAUGUGUCCCACCAUGAAAGGCCAAAGAAGAGUCGGAAGGACAAAGAAAGACCUAAGCAGAAGCACAAAAAGCGAGCGGAGUCCCCCAGCAGCAUCCCCCCAGCCCCAGCGCCUGUCACCACCACCGACAAGGGCUCCACCAGCCACCAUGAGGGGAGCAAAGAGACCUCGGAGGUCAGCAGGUCGGAGGUGAAAGGCAGGAAAUCCUCAAGCCAUGGCAGCAGCCACAAGGGGAAAAAGACAGGGAGUGGGAAAAGCUCCGUUGGCUUCAGCUCAGCCUCGUCCAGUGGGACCUUCCAGCCUGCAGGUACCUCCUGCAGCAGCUUGCAGUGCUCCCAGGACUUUGUGACAUUCCCCAAACUCGAGCAGGACGAGGAGAAGUACCGGAAACCUGUCUCUUCCUCCUCCUCCUCCCACUGCUCCCCCCUGUACGAGGGGCAGAAGGGAGACGUCUUCGAGCAGAAGGUGAUCUUCUCGGGCUUUGGCUCCAUCAUGCGCUUCUCCACCUCGGCUGUGAGCCAGCAGAGAGGUCGAGAUGCCUCCCCCGUGGACUACAAAGCCUCCAACCCUGUCAGUGGCCCCUCGGUGGGCACCAGUGGCACCAGUGGGAGCAGCAGGAGCAGCCACAAGCGGAUGCCUUCGCUCAGCAUGGAGGAGGGAGAGGUGCUGAAGGAAAAGAAGCACAAGGGUAGCAAGAAGAACAAGCAUGGGCCUGGCAGGCCAAAGGGGGGGAAAAGCAAAGAGAUUUUGGGUGCCCAGCUGGCUGGGUCUACAUCUACUUCCUCAUCACCCUUCUCUGGGGGCUCUCUGGUGAGCUCCAGCAUCGGCAACUCUUCCCGGUCCUUCAGCCACACAGGGACUCUGCCCAGUCUCAGCAUGGAGUCCCCACUGCUGGGCUCAGGGAUCUACACCAGUAACAAGGACCCCAUUUCCCACGGGGGUGGAGUGCUCCGGGCUGUGUGCAGCACUCCCCUCUCCUCCAGCCUUCUGGCACACCAGGGCACCUCGUCCCUGCCACAGCUCAACCGCUCUCCCUUCGCCAGCACCAUCCCUGCCUCCUCCUCCUCCGUCUCCACCACGCAGGUGUUCUCACUGGCAGGUUCAACCUUCAGCCUCCCUUCUUCCCACAUCUUUGGAAGUCCCCUGACAUCUGGGCUGGCAAUCAACCCCCUCUUGAACCAGUCGGAAAGCAGCCGGGCAG
This is a messenger RNA of Acanthisitta chloris (rifleman), 1642 nucleotides long. RefSeq names its product myeloid/lymphoid or mixed-lineage leukemia (trithorax homolog, Drosophila); translocated to, 6 (gene MLLT6). Gene Ontology annotation, biological process: regulation of transcription by RNA polymerase II. Gene Ontology annotation, molecular function: nucleosome binding; histone binding. Gene Ontology annotation, cellular component: nucleus. The annotation marks the transcript as partial. The transcript has 10 exons. NCBI's taxonomy places the organism in Eukaryota, Metazoa, Chordata, Aves, Passeriformes, Acanthisittidae. The record is from RefSeq and is a predicted model, not a curated record.